AUGGCUUGCUGGUCUGCUGAAAACGCCACCAAGGCCUAUCUUAGAACCAUGAGAAUGGGAGAAAAAGCUAGAGAGCCUAAUGGAGUCGAGUUCAUUUCAGCACUUGCGACAGGCAACAAUGCACAAAUCAUGGUGGUUGCAUGCGCCGGUGCUGCUGACUCAACCACAUUAGCCCUGGUUGCAGCAGCCCAGCAAAGCCACGGGCGCGUUAUCUGCAUUCUUAGCAGCAAACCGGAUCACCAUCUGUCCAAGACAACUCUGGGCAUAAAUGCAGGUCACGUCGAAUUUGUAACUGGAGAUGUUAAAAAUCAGCUGAUAAACUAUUACAAGGAAGCAGAGGUUGUUGCCAUUGAUUGUAAUCUCGAAAAUUAUGAGAUGAUUAUCAGCUUGAUUCAAGAAAAUGCGAGACCAAACAAUACAAUUGUUGUAGGAUAUAACGCAUUUUGCAAAGAAUCAUGGAGGAAUAGCCCUUUGUGUAGUGAUUUGUUGCCAAUAGGAGAAGGCUUCCUGUUAACAAAAAUAGCAGGUAAUGGUUCUGGUUUGAAAAUGAGAGGGAAUUGGAUUGUGAAGGUGGAUAAAUGCACAGGUGAAGAGCAUUUAUUCAGGGUCAGAUCUUCUGUUGGGAGAGUCAUUAGAGCCUGAUCCGCAAUGUUAUGUUCACUUGCUACUGUUUUAAAGAAGAGUACAAAGUUUCUUCACUGCUGUCUGAGGGGAAUCCAUACACCACAAACGUAAAUUUUUCCUAGGCCAGUCUAUGAAAUGUAAAUAGGCAAUGAA
Olea europaea var. sylvestris is the source of this 777-nucleotide messenger RNA. RefSeq lists its product as uncharacterized. The record is from RefSeq and is a predicted model, not a curated record. The coding region runs from base 1 to 642 and encodes 213 amino acids. Lineage: Eukaryota; Viridiplantae; Streptophyta; Magnoliopsida; Lamiales; Oleaceae. The transcript has 2 exons.